CGGAUUGAGGCUGCCGUGCAAGCUGAAGCGGACGAGACGUGAGGUGGCAUGCGGGAAGGGCCUUUUCAAUGACAAUGUGGGCUUCAUCUCCUGAACGAACCAUUCAUACAUCGUUCACAUCGCUCAUAAUGGAUAGUGAACGACAGCACGGACAGUAUGCGGGUCGACAGAUAAGGUUGGCUUAUCGAAAGCACCCCGCCACAGGCCGAGAGCCGACGAUGGCACCAGGAAGCUCAGCUGGCCCAGGCUUGUGUUGCUCGCUGCCUUCACGCCCGUCGCCUGCACCACCAACGCUACCAUUCCACCGUCACAUCGCUUUCGCGACCAUCGAGGAUUGCACGUCGUUCUGAUCUAGCGCUAGACGCAAUCCCACCACCUACACCGCCGCCCACAAUGUUCGGCUUCAUCGCCGACAUCCUCACCUCCAUCACGUCCAUCCUCUUUCCCAUCUUUGCCUCCUACAAAGCCCUGCGCACCUCCGACCCCGCCAACCUCGCCCCAUGGCUCAUGUACUGGACCACCCUUUCCCUCUUUCUCCUCGUCGAAUCACAGCUGUACUUUAUCCUCUACUGGAUUCCCUUCUACUCCUGGAUCCGUCUCGGCCUUCAUCUAUACCUCGUCUUGCCAGGCAUGAAGGGUUCCCAGUUCAUCUACCAGACCUACAUUCACCCGUUCCUGGAGGAGCACGAGAGGCAGAUCGAUCGCAUGAUCAGUGAAGGCCACGAGAAGGCGAGGGCGGCUGGCAUGGAUGUCGUGAAGAAGGGUGUGGAGUACAUCAGAGUGAACAUGCUAGGCCAGGAACCGAGGAGGCCUAGUCCGCCGCCAAGCAGGAACGUCAGCUAUGCGACACACCUCAUCAACCGCUUCAGCAUGCCGAGUGCGAGGGAAGGACUUGCGGCGGCAGGGACCAGCGAUCUAUUCAGUCUGCUCGGCAAGGCCUUGCAGCAGACGACUUAUCCAGACGCGCACUCGCGGGAAGACCAAGCGCGAGACCUGGCCAACUCCGGCACUCUCAUUCCACCAGAUCUUGCUGGUGCUGAGCGCGACGAUUUCGUCAACACGCAGCGGGAGCGCCUACGUACGCUUCUGCAGGCCUUCGACGCUGAGGCUUUUUCGUCUGCGGGUGCGGCGACUUCAAGCGCGCAGCCACGCUCAGGCCUGCCUCGGCAGCCAUCGUCUCGGAAGUCGUACCUUGCGCCGCAAGAGCCGACGGGAGGCUACAUGCACAAGUCACGCUCAGAGUCGGAGUUUGAGGACCUUGGAUAUGAAACCAUGCCUGAUCCGGAGCAGUUCAGAGUCUACGACGAUCAGGACCCGAAGGCGAGGACGGUGGGCAGGCCAUCGAAGGACAGUCCGGCGUGGAGUAACUGGAUCUGGGGCAACUACGGCGAGAAAGAUAGCGCGAUCAACACGAAGAAAGAUUUGUAGGACCGGAAUUGUUCAGUGCAUUCUCAAUCCUGUAUGACAUACGGCUGGUUACGUGGGUGGCGCUUGAGAGUGGCGGCGCUGAAGCGCCGGCGCAUAAGGGCACAGUAAGCUGGGGCUGGGCAUGUAAGGUGGCAGCUAUCAAUAUAACGUAUCCACGUAGGCUCUUCGUCUGUACCUGAGCUCGCUGUUCAACCC
This is a messenger RNA of Baudoinia panamericana UAMH 10762, 1623 nucleotides long. RefSeq lists its product as uncharacterized. The coding region runs from base 394 to 1428 and encodes 344 amino acids. The record is from RefSeq and is a predicted model, not a curated record. Lineage: Eukaryota; Fungi; Ascomycota; Dothideomycetes; Mycosphaerellales; Teratosphaeriaceae. The transcript is spliced from 3 exons.